AUGGAAAAGACAUAUGACGAUUUGCUGGCCAUAUCCGCAUUAGUUCAAUCAUUAACACAACAGCUUUCUGAAUCUAGUGAUCAAGUUGCAAAACUAGAAAAGAUUGCUAGAGAAUUAGUACCAGACUAUGACAAGUUAAUUGCAGCAGAGGCUCUUACGACAACCAACGAACCAGAAGAAGAAGUAAUACUAUCACCUGAAGAACAAGAUGAGAUAAUAAUCAAGAAGCUAGAACAACAACGACUAAAUAUUCUUAUGGAAAUUCAAAAGGAAGAUUUCCUAUCUGAAAAACUUCAAGAAUUAAUUGAUCAAAAUCAAACCAUUUUAGAAUCAAUAAAAGAAUAUUUAGAGAACAAAGAUCAUAUUCAUAAAGAAGAAGAAGAACAAAUACAAAGAGCAUAUGAUCAUUAUGUCCAUAAUAAAAUCCAACCAAUUAUAGACCAAUUAGAUUCAAAUCUAUUUGAUUUAUAUACUGGAAUUCAUAAAGUACAAUCAAUGUUAGAUAAAGAAUUUACUAAUCGAGAAUCAAUAACAAAUACUUUAGAAUCUCAAGAAUAUCAAGAAACUUUAGAUUCAACAAUUAAUAAAUUAAAUGAAAUAUUCACAAUUAGAAAAUCUAUUGAAUUUUAA
Messenger RNA from Hemisphaericaspora subhashii, 630 nucleotides. RefSeq lists its product as uncharacterized. NCBI's taxonomy places the organism in Eukaryota, Fungi, Ascomycota, Pichiomycetes, Serinales, Debaryomycetaceae. The record is from RefSeq and is a predicted model, not a curated record. The coding region runs from base 1 to 630 and encodes 209 amino acids. The transcript has a single exon.